AUGGAUACCCAGGUAGAUUGUGAAUUAAUGGAAGAAAUUAAAGAAGCUCUACAAAACAAUGAUCUGCUGCUAGUUGCUGAAACCAUCCAGAAGUGUUUGGACAAAUUAAAUAAUACUCCACUAAACAUUGCUAUCACAGGAGGGUCUGGUUCAGGUAAAUCCACCUUUGUGAAUGUUCUCAGAGGUAUAGACAACAGGGAUAAGGAGAGAGCCGCCCCUACUGGUGUUGUAGAAACCACCUCUGAGGUUACAUCUUACCCCCAUCCAAACUAUCCCAAUGUCACAUUAUGGGAUCUCCCUGGUAUUGGCACCACCACUUUUCCUGCUGAUAAAUACCUGGAGCAUGUUGGAUUUGAUAAGUUUGACUUCUUCAUCAUCAUCUCAGUUGAUCGCUUCAGAGAAAAUGAUGUGAAGCUCGCUCAGGAGAUUCAGAAGAUGGGGAAAAAAUUCUACUUUGUUCGCUCAAAGAUUGAUAAUAAUUUACGUGAUGAGGAAAGAAGUCAGAGAAAGUUCAAUGAGGAAACAACUCUGGCACAAAUCAGGGAAAACUGCAUUAAAGGUCUUCAAAAACUAGGUAUUGAGACUCCACAGGUCUUCCUGUUGUCCAGCUUUGAUCUCCACCUGUAUGAUUUCCGUCUGCUAGAGGAGACCUUAGAGAGAGAACUUCCUGCACUGAAGAGGAAUGUUCUGCUGUUGGCUUUGCCCAGUGUCAGCCUGGAGAUCAUCAACAAGAAGAAAGAGGCUUUACAGGCCAAUAUAAAAUAUUAUGCCAUACUAUCUGCAGUUGUAGGAGGUGUACCAGUUCCUGGGAUUUCUUCUGCUGUUGACAUAGGCAUGAUAGCUGGUGUUGUUACACAAUACAAAGUUGUGUUUGGUCUUGAUAUCCCAUCACUGGAGAGACUUGCUCAAACCACAAGAGUGCCAUUAGAUGAUCUGAGGGCUGUCAUGAUUUCACCACUGGCUGCAAAAAAAAUAACCCCUGAUCUUGUCAUGAAGGAGUUACAACAUAGAGACAUGUCUGUAAUGGCAGCAGAGGAAGUGUCCAGAUGCAUUCCAAUACUUGGAAUCCCUGCAGCAAUGGGCCUCUCUUUCAUCUCCACCUACAGAGUUCUGAGUACUUUCCUCGACAUGCUUGCUGACGAUGCAGAGAGAGUGUUUAAGAAGGCCCUGGGUCUGAACACCUCAGUGUGA
Messenger RNA from Scomber japonicus (chub mackerel), 1191 nucleotides. RefSeq names its product interferon-inducible GTPase 5-like. The transcript has 2 exons. The record is from RefSeq and is a predicted model, not a curated record. NCBI's taxonomy places the organism in Eukaryota, Metazoa, Chordata, Actinopteri, Scombriformes, Scombridae. Gene Ontology annotation, cellular component: membrane. Bases 1 to 1191 code for a protein of 396 amino acids. Gene Ontology annotation, molecular function: GTP binding.